AUGACUUGUUUUAUUUGCAAAAAAGACGGUCACGUAGCCUCUAAAUGCCCGGAAAAUAUCAAUGACACGAACGUUCUUAACCAAAAAACACUGGACACUACGGAGACACCAAUUUUCAAGCGCCCACACCCACCCACUGAAUCUUCAACUACAACUGACUUUAUGGAGUCCGAAACAACUAAAGAAAACAACGAAAACAGUGACGAAGACACGGAUGAUAAAUCAUCCCAGUCCAGCUUAGACGAAGCUUAUAAACCCAAGAGUGGAAAGAAACUCAAAAAAAAAAAUCAUAACGAUCUGGCAUUAAUCGACUGGGACCUAGUGGAAAACUUUACAUCUAUCUCCGGUAAAACGUACCCACUUUCUGGAAAACAAGUUAAAGAGUAUCUCACACACACAUAUGGAAUUAAAGAUAUAUCAGAAAUCACCUAUAAUUACACAGAAGAAAUUCUUGCCUUGAUUGAAAUGUUUAAUGACUUAAUACCGAUCAUCUCACAUCGCAGUGUUAAAAACAGACUCUCACGUAUCGUUGGUAAACUAAAACUCUUAUCUCUGAGCGUAGAGGACUACCGGGAGCUUUUCAGUUACUUUUCUCAGAAAACUCUAAUAUUGGGAGACUUCAAUGCACAUCACACGGCUUGGUCAUACACAACUGACACACGAGGUAGACUUUUAUCGGACACUAGCAUAAAUCAUAACUACGUAUUUCUUAACAAUGGACACUUUACCCGUUGCGCUAAGUUUAAUGAUAGUACAAUAUGCACAUCACCUGAUAUAUCUUUUUGUAGUGCCGAUCUCUCACUCGACUUUGAUUGGAAUAUCACUAACGAAUCUCUUGGCAGUGAUCAUCUCAUUAUUUCUAUUAAAACAUUAGACAGUACUCAAAACAGCCCUGAAUUAAAAAGGAACAUCAAACAGGCCAAUUGGGUAGAGUACACAAAACACAUAGAAUCUUCAUGUGAGGGAAUAGAUUACGGAAAUGAUAUACAAAGUAACUACGAUAAAUUCAUACGGAUAAUUGAGGAAAGUGCUAACAAAAAUAUACCAUAUAUUAAAACCAGUUUUAAUCCUAACAAAUUCAAACCAAAGCCAUGGUGGAAUCCUGAUUUAUCGAAGGCAGUAGCAGAGAGACGAUUAUCUCUUAAGAACUUUAGGAAAUUACGCACGGUCGAAAACUAUUUAAUUUAUAAAGAAAAAGUAGUUAUUGCUCGAAAAUUAAUAAGACUCGCUAAACGGAAUUCCUGGCAAAGGUUUUGUGAUAGCAUAGACUGUAACAUGGCCAGUUCUGAGGUUUGGAGGAAACUCAGAUGGCUUAAAGGUUACCGAAACCCUGUUAAUUACUUAUCAGAAAGUACCGCAGUCUCCUUUGUAACAGAACUCACCCCCGACAGUGUUUCCUUCCAGCCCCUAAAUUCCAGUAUUGAUAAUUCCAAUCCUUUGUUUUUCUCAUUUUCGGAACUUAAUCUUAUUCUUAAAAGAGUAGAUACUUCGGCUGGUUUAGACAGUAUUACUUAUUCUAUGAUUAGUCAUUUACCAGACAAUGCUAAAAAAUAUCUCCUACACAUAUUUAAUACAAUUUAUAGAACAGGCGAGAUACCAUAUCAGUGGCGUAGGAUCAAACUUAUUGCCAUACCUAAAAGAGACACUGAGAAAGUGAACACUAUUAAUGAAUCUAAAGCUCAAUUACCCAUUCACGAUCUUAAGCGACUUACCGAAGAUAUGAUAGACAUACAGUUUUCAGACUACAUUAAAAUUUACACCGAUGGGUCCAAAACAAGAGACGGUUCUAGUUGCGCGUUCUACGAUACAGCUACAGAUUUUGGGGCCAAAUUUCUAAUUGAAAAUUCAUGUAUACCCAUCAUGGGAGUUGAACUGAUAGCAAUUAAAGAAGCAAUGCAUUAUAUAGAAUCAACAUCAUACCAUAAAAUUGUAAUCCUUACUGACUCGAAGAGUAGUCUACAACAUUUGUUGAGAAGUGCUAGGGGCGGUUGUGUCGGUAGAAAUGAAGCUUACCUCGUUAUUAAAUGUAUCUAUAGAUUGAUACGUAACGGGGUUGAAGUUCGUCUACAAUGGAUUCCCUCACACGUGGGCGUCAGGGGCAACGAGGUAGCAGACUCCCUUGCAUCCAAAGCUCUACGGAACGGCAUACCUCUCGAUAUCACACCGCACUAUACUGACUACUUUCCAAAAAUUAAAAACGAAAAUUAUCUUAAAUUUAAAUGUUAUUUUAGUGAGUGCUCUCAAAACAGGGGCCUCUGGUACAGAAGCAUUGUAGACGAACCACCACGCAUACCCUGGUUUGCUUCAAGAAACCUCAACAGAAAAUAUUUAACUAUUUGUUUCCGAACCCGUACCUAUCACAUCCCACUUAACAAGUUUAACUUCACAAUGAAAAAAAGAGACGAUCCAAACUGUAAACGAUGUGAGAGAGAAGAGGACCUCCUACACCUAGUUCUUGAGUGUAAAAUCAACGAACAACCUAGGUUGGAUUUCCUAAAUGAAACUCGAUGUUCUAGGGGUGAGCUUCUCUUCUCUCUCCAUCAAAUCUUAAGUUCAAAUUUCACAGCCGAACAUAGUGGUAGAUUUGUAAGUUUCAUCAUAGACUCAUUGAAUCGUAGAUCUGACUAUUAUAAAAAUGCUCAUUAA
Molecule: messenger RNA, 2646 nt
Organism: Danaus chrysippus (African queen)
Lineage: Eukaryota; Metazoa; Arthropoda; Insecta; Lepidoptera; Nymphalidae
Source: the annotation of a GenBank genome assembly